AUGAAGACAAGUAAAUCUUGUGAUGUGAUUGCUCGAGAUUACGUUUCACCGCUUCUCGAAGAAAACGUCGUUUUGGAAAGAAAUGUUGGAUCAUUUUCACUUAAGCGGGUGAUGUACUUAUUGCUCAAUUUGGUUCCGUACGGUGGCUUUCUUUCGACAGUAUUCAAUCUCGCUAGUGCUACUCUUGGAGCUGGUGUUAUUAGUUUGCCUUCAGCGUUUAACUAUUGUGGUGUUAUUUUUUCAUUAAUACUUUUGCUUAUGGUCACAUUAGCUACAAUUUAUGCUAUACGAUUACUUGUUGAGACACGUGAGUUGACUGGUCUUAAUUCGUAUGAAGCUAUGGCAAAAGAUUUUUUUGGUCAGGGAUGGGACUUGAUAACAGCCGGACUGAUGUGGCUGUUUACAUUCGGAACCUGUGUUGCGUAUAUAAUUUCUAUCGGUGAUAUUCUAAAUGCUGCCUUCACUACUGAGUCUUUUCCGCCUUUCCUACGUACGACAGGGGGUAAAAGAAUCGUUAAUAUUAUCAUCUGGCUAAUAGGUAUGUUUACAAUGUCUUUACCAAAGCGUAUUAAUUCUUUGCGAUAUGUAUCGGUGAUAGCGAUUUUUAGUAUACUUUUCUUCGUUUCUUGUAUUGUUGUACAUUCCCUACAGAACGGUCUAAAAAAUGGCAAAUUAAGAGAUGAUGUUAAACUUUGGAAUAAAGAUAAUUCAGCAAUACAAGGACUUUCUCUCUUUAUGUUCGCAUACUUGUGUCAAGUAAACUGCCUUGAGAUUUAUGAUGAAAUGGUAAGACCAACAGUAAAUAAAAUGACUUUCUACGCAACAUUUAGCAUGUCAUUUUGUUUAAUUGUCUAUGUCAUUUCGGGUUUUUUUGGUUACGCCGAUUUCGGUUCAGAGGCAACUAAGAGUCUCUUACUCCUUUAUGAUGUCAGUAAUAAUGUUCUUCUUUCUGUGUCUUUCAUUGGAAUGGUAAUAAAGCUCUGCGUCGGUUUCGCCCUCAGCAUUCAACCUGCACGAGAUUCGUGCUAUUACAUUCUUCAUUGGGAAAUUAAUACACUUCCAAGGUGGAAACACAUAACGUUUUGCGGGACAAUGUCAUUUUUAGCUCUUGUACUGGGACUGUUUAUUCCAUCAGUAAAUAAAGUUUUUGGAUUUCUCGGUAGUCUAUGUGGGGGUCUCCUCGGGUUUUCUUUGCCCGCUCUUUACCGCAUGUACUGUGGGAACUGGGGGCUGACACAGGUGGGGGUGGUGAAUUAUGUGUGCACAUAUAUCCUCCUCAUUGCCGGGGUCGUUGCAGUUGUGUUUGGUACAGGAGCAUCUAUUUACGGAGUGGUUGUGUAG
This is a messenger RNA of Trypanosoma theileri, 1341 nucleotides long. RefSeq names its product putative amino acid transporter PAT4. The coding region runs from base 1 to 1341 and encodes 446 amino acids. Gene Ontology annotation, biological process: amino acid transmembrane transport. NCBI's taxonomy places the organism in Eukaryota, Euglenozoa, Kinetoplastea, Trypanosomatida, Trypanosomatidae. Gene Ontology annotation, molecular function: amino acid transmembrane transporter activity. The record is from RefSeq and is a predicted model, not a curated record. The transcript has a single exon.